AUGGUUGAUCGCAAGUUCAAGUUCGAGAUAAUCACUACAACUAAGACCAAUGACGAAUUGAGACGUGCUAAGAAUCUUUGUACUACCGAGUACAACAAGUGCGAGAUCUCUGAGCAAGCCAUCAGGGGCCUCUGUUCUAAUAUUGGGCAAACGGCAGGAAAGUCUCUCAGUCACGAAAGGGCGCACCAUGACGAGGAUUCCUUUUGGGCCCAGCCAGAGACGGGGCCUCCAGGCGAGACAGCAUCACCUGGGACAAGGAACUGCCAGCUUCUGAUCAGCCGAAGACACCCAAGAGAACGCGCAACAAAGGAAAAGCUGACGAGAGUAAAAGCCUGGUAUGCUCAGGAUAUAGCGGAAAGGACUAACUUCAUCCUGACUACAACAACGAGCAAUAACCUCAUUGACGACCCGGCGAAUAUGAUCUGCAUGGAUUUGAAAUUGCAUAAGUACUUGACGGACGUGUCGUGCCACGAAGCGCACGAAAUCAGAAGGCGGAAAGGUUUCGCUGGGUGUCAGGAAAUCACUUUCCACUGGCUCCGAUGGACAACUCUCGAGGGCAUGCUGGCUGAUGCCAACUACACAACCGACCCCUGUGAACACAUUCAGCCCCUCGAUCACGAGACGGCCUUCAGCCUGGAAACGGGAUAUUCAGUGGACGAUAGACAGACGAUUAAGAUCUUUGCUGAGUGCGAAGCCGACGUUCCGAACUACGAUCUUUUACAACUACACGCUAAUCUGCUCACGGCACUCUCGCUUACAGCAGAUGUCGGUCUGAAACUCUACGAGUCUGAUGAUGAUGGCUGGAUAAUUCACGACGAAAUACGUUACGGAAAAAGCCAUAAAAGGACGGAGAUACCAAACACAGAGAUAGCAAGAACAUACCGCUGCUCAGUAAGCUCACAGCUCAUUCUGCCACCGCUGUGCCCGUACUGCAUCAUCUUUGACUCGACGCUCGCACUACGCGAAUCUAGAGACGGAUACACCACUCGUAGUAAUAGUCGACAAGCCCUAAAUAGCCCUCUACAUGAUGAUAAGACUGAGAUCGGCCACCGACGACGCGGCAAUUUGGGCCAGGAGACCAUCAGAAACUGCGUAAGGCUGACUGUGGGUGUCCGAAUACCGUAUUCAGCGACAGAUGUCUAA
Messenger RNA from Colletotrichum phormii, 1143 nucleotides. RefSeq lists its product as uncharacterized. The record is from RefSeq and is a predicted model, not a curated record. The transcript is spliced from 9 exons. Lineage: Eukaryota; Fungi; Ascomycota; Sordariomycetes; Glomerellales; Glomerellaceae. Bases 1 to 1143 code for a protein of 380 amino acids.